Colletotrichum paranaense is the source of this 702-nucleotide messenger RNA. RefSeq lists its product as uncharacterized. The transcript has a single exon. The coding region runs from base 1 to 702 and encodes 233 amino acids. Lineage: Eukaryota; Fungi; Ascomycota; Sordariomycetes; Glomerellales; Glomerellaceae. The record is from RefSeq and is a predicted model, not a curated record.
AUGACGAUCAUACCAUCUUCAGACGGCUACGACGAUGACGAUGGCGGUAAUUGUUCUCGCUGCUCCUAUUGCCGCGGCUACAAGGACGCGAUAACCCCGGAACAAAAGUACAGAACCUCGUUCGGGAUAAGAUCCGGCACGGCGGUGCGUGGAUGGCCAAGCCACGGUGGGAUUUUCUUCCUAGACGACUGCGUUGGCGUAGACCUCGAAUUCCUUCAGCUCGACCGUUUCGAACCCACAUUAAGAUCAGAAGACCAGGCGGAGGAAGAUGCGCACUGUUUGAGGAUGCGCAUGCUCGGUGCGGUGUGGUUUGAUAGCGAAUACCCCCGCGAACUAGAAGAUUAUUCCAAACUUGGCGACUACCCAAUAACGUCUCGACGAAGCGAUCAUGUCAUUGCCGGGUACCCAUCCACGGGCGGCGCUUGGGUUCUCCGGGUCUUUGAGGAAGACGGUCGCAGCAUGGGAGUUGGUCGGAUAAAGAACGCGAGAAAUAUGGAAGAGCGGUGCAGGGUCAUUCAGAAGCUUGGUGGGGUGUUUUACGAAGACCCUUUUGAAUCACCCGAACUGGAUCUUCGACACGAAUUUCCAGACCCGAGGAGGAAUGGAACUGUGGUAUACCACAUGAUACGGCACAUGGUUCCGGAGAAGUUGACAUUGGAGAUACGCCAAAAGUCACAAGAAGUCAAAGUAGACUAUGAUUAA